Molecule: messenger RNA, 1888 nt
Organism: Vollenhovia emeryi
Lineage: Eukaryota; Metazoa; Arthropoda; Insecta; Hymenoptera; Formicidae
Exons: 2
Coding region: 926-1753 (275 amino acids)
Biological process (GO): regulation of transcription by RNA polymerase II
Cellular component (GO): transcription regulator complex; nucleus
Source: RefSeq, a predicted model, not a curated record
AUGAAUGACUAAAACCGAUUUUGUUUCUGCGCACUCUUUGUAUGCAAAAAAAAUUCAUGAAAAACGCCUCCAAAAUCGCAGUCAAAGGUGAUAUCCUGCCUUAAUUAAAGCAUCAUCGGAAUCGGUACUUGAGUUGGGCCUGCAUUUAAAUAAAAAAUUAAUAACGAAUUAAAAAGAUACAACGGAAUAAUUAUAAUAUUUCAGACGCUAUGAUGUAUGUUUAUAACCAUAUCGCUCUAUUUUCAGGCAAAAACUUUCAGUUUUAAUAUAUAAAUAACCUGCAGUAUUAUCAGUAUUUAAACAAUUACUCUAUUAUUUAUUUGUAUUAUAAUUCGUCGGAUGUUAAUAAGCACAUUACUGACUUAUUUUAUCACAAUAUUCAUUCGUACAAAUCAAAAUAUCGGUAAUAUCAAUACUUAAAAUCCACAUUUAUGUUUGUUAUAUGUAUAUUAUCUUCUAUAAUGAUAUAAAAUUAAGUUUCCUCUACCUUGAAUGUUGGUGCGUUAAUCACUUAAUGUUUAUGCAUAAUUGUAUUACACAAUACCCAAAUGUUAAACUUAUUUCGGAAAGCAUUAAUAAUUAUUAAUACAUCAAAUACAAUUGUGUAUGUAAGUAUAUUAAGGCGGGUUCAGACAUGUGUCGUAUCACCGUAUCGUAUCGUGAUCGUGUAUCAUAUAUGAACAGCUAAGUGUAGACGGUGCGCCGUAUCCGUAUCUCGUAUCGUAUUUACGUAUCAUCUUGAUACGCAGAUACGAUACAAGUAUAAUCCACUUGGAGUCGGUAUUUUACCGAAACAUCAAAGAAAUGAUACGUGAUACGGAUACUGUCAGUGUAGACGCGUUUCCGAUCCUGACCACUCCAUCUGACAAGGCAGCAUCGCUAUUCAGUCGUGUUGCUUCGUGUCUGGCGGUUGCUUGAUGUCAGAAUGGAGUGGUCGCAAGACAAAGUAAUUGAUUUAAUAAAUGUAUAUAAAGAAAAAUCUAUUCUUUGGAGUGCAACAAAUCCGCAUCAUUUUAAUCGCUUAAAAAAAAAAGAUGCAUGGGAGGAAAUCGCGCGUGACACUGGAAUAUCGGUCGAGCAUUGCAAAAAGAAGAUGGAAUAUCUUCUUUCUGCUUUAAGAAGAGAAAAAUCAAAAAUGAAAAAGAGCAUGGGUACGGGGAAAGGUAAGUACUUGAUAAAUAUGUUUCGGUCCUAUGCGUUUGGAACUUUAUCAGUAGUUUUAUUCGGAGAACCAAAUUUUUUUAAUUUUAUUUUUAUUUUUUCUCAGAUGGAAAAUGAUACAAUCAAUUGUGAAGAGACUGAACAAGAAAAUGAAGAAGCCGUUGAUUCUGGCCUGAAUGUUCAGGAAAAUACCAAACCAACAUCAGCUCUUAGCCAAACACCACCACCUUCUGUGAUUCCACGCAAAAGGAAGGCUACAAUGGAAGAUAGACGUCUUGAUAAAGCAUUUCAAAUUCUUGAAACAAGCAGUCAAGUUAUGCAAGAUGAUUGCCAGCACUUUGGAAACUUGAUUGCGGCAAAAUUAAGAAAAUUAAGUGAAGAUGAGAGAACAUAUCUGGAAAGCGAUAUUAUGGGGCUGUUUGUAAAGGCAAGCAGAGGGUUUUAUAAUCUUCCAUCUACGUGCAAUUAUUUUCUGCGACAACAUAUGCAGCCAGCCACACACCAGACAAGUCAUUUUGAACCUGAAACAAGUCGUCUGUCCUCUCAGCACAGUCCUUAUACUACUACAUCUUUUGAGCCUGUACUUAAAUGAUGUCAGUAAUCCUUCUCCAGCCAGUGCCAUGUCAUCAGAAGAUAGCUUUGACAUUACCGACCUGCUAUAAAUACUUAUCUAUACAGGGUGUUGGAUUCGAUUUGGACGACUCCAAAGAUUAUAGUAGAUUGGGUC